This is a messenger RNA of Scomber scombrus (Atlantic mackerel), 3923 nucleotides long. RefSeq names its product Nedd4 family interacting protein 2 (gene ndfip2). Gene Ontology annotation, molecular function: WW domain binding. NCBI's taxonomy places the organism in Eukaryota, Metazoa, Chordata, Actinopteri, Scombriformes, Scombridae. The transcript has 8 exons. Gene Ontology annotation, cellular component: perinuclear region of cytoplasm; endoplasmic reticulum; Golgi apparatus. Gene Ontology annotation, biological process: metal ion transport; vacuolar transport; positive regulation of protein ubiquitination. Bases 186 to 956 code for a protein of 256 amino acids. The record is from RefSeq and is a predicted model, not a curated record.
AGUGUUUUUCUAAACGAGAGCUCAGAAGAGUGCAGCCAUUUCUUUCAUCGCACCGCCUCCUGCAUUUAGCGUUGUUUUGAGAGGAGUCUCUCUUCGUCCCUUACACAAACUUUCGGAACAAACGGAAGUUAUAUUUUCCUCCUUUUUUCUCGGCUGGCCCUGUCGCCAGCUGAAUCUUCGUCGGGAUGGACCCAGCAAGCCGAUACCAAGUGCUGCACAAUGAGGACGACUCCUCAGAGGCCUCCACCAGCGAUCAGCAGCCGUGCACCUCUGCCACAGUCCAGGCCAGCACGUCCCAGGAUCAGAGCCAGAGCCAGGCCAGCGCCGCCCCCGUCGCCUCCACGUCAGGAGAGGCUUCGGGAUCAAGGACUCAGGGGGAGGCGGAGGCACCUCCUCCUCCGUACGCCUCCAUCGACCUGGGAGCGACCGCUGCUGCACCAGAGACCAGUUACCGAGGAGACUUCCCGGUGCCUCCGCCCUACAGCGUCGCCACCUCGCUGCCCACGUACGAUGAAGCAGAAAAGGCCAAAGCGGCCGCCCUGGCUACAUCUACUGUGGAGGUGAUGCCACGGGAUGAUGAAUUCCCUCCCAGAGAUGAUUUCAGUGAUGCAGAUCAGCUGCGAGUUGGGAACGAUGGAAUCUUCAUGUUGGCCUUUUUCAUGGCCUUCCUGUUCAACUGGAUCGGGUUCUGUUUGUCCUUCUGUCUGACCAAUACCAUCGCAGGACGCUACGGAGCCAUCUGCGGCUUUGGACUGUCCCUAAUCAAGUGGAUCCUCAUCGUCAGGUUCUCUGACUACUUCACCGGCUACUUUAAUGGUCAAUACUGGCUCUGGUGGAUCUUCCUGUUGCUUGGUCUCCUGCUCUUCUUCAGGGGUUUCGUCAACUAUCUUAAAGUCCGCAACAUGUCAGAAAACAUGGCCACCUCUCAUAGAACACGCCUCUUCUUCCUGUAUUAAAAAAUAAAAAGGUUUCCACACCAUCACCAUUCCUUUCCAAUGUGAAGUUCCUUCCCUCCCCUACCCCCCUCGAAUGACCUGGGAGAGACCUUUGCAGCGAAGAGAGGAGACAGGGGGGGAAGGAACGAAGGAAAGAAGUAAGGGGAGAAAGCGUCACCAGUCUCGCAUAACAUAACUCGAGUCUCUACUUCCGCCCCUCCCAGAAAAACAAGCCCCUGAUGAUCAGAUCUCCUUCCUGGCUUUUGUUUUUUCAUUUUCCUUUGAUUCAAAAGAUCUUUAGAACUUAUCUUCACACAAUCUGCUCUCUCAAGGGUAGAAGAGCUGUUGAGAUACAUGACCUCAGUCGCAUUUACACUAUAAAUGAAAGCACAAUGAAAUCAAUUCCUCCAGGAACAAUACCAAUAGUAGUAAAAAAUCAGCAAUUUAUAAGUAAACUACUCAUUUUCUAUGACGUCGCUCGCCCUGUGUAAUGUAAAAAAAACGAUGACAGCAGUUUUAUUAGCGUAUUACUGAAUGAGAAAACCUCCGUCUGCAUUUGGAAUAUUAAAAUAAAAAGCGUGUAGGAAGUGGAAAUCUAUUCUGAGCGUUUGAUAUUUAAACCUCCUCUCCGACUUUGACUCGUUUCCUCUCGAGACUCGCGCGACAAAAAAGCAGAGGAUAUAUCUCCACAAUUAAAUUUUUUUUUUUUUUUUGCCAUUCCUCCAGCUUCUUUUUUUUAACAUUCAGGGUGUUUUGAACAAGUCUUACUUUAACCACGAUGUAGCUUUUCUUUUCUUUUUUAACCUUCAUUAACAUGUGUGGCUCGGCCUAAUAAAUGAACACCGCUGUUGUCGUGACAGUUUAACAGUGUGUGCCUCAACUCUUAAAAAAAAAUAACAACCUGAAAAUGAGAAGCAGAAAGGCUGAAAACAGGAGUUUACAUAUCAUAUCUACUCAAAUUUUACAUAAUCUGGGAUCCACUGAACAAAUAAAUCAAGAAGUUAAUCAUUUUAGAUGCAGUAAAAUGGUCAGCCAAUGAGAGAGGGUGAUAAAAAAAAAAAAACAGGAUACAUGCAGAAACUGCUUCCCAGAAAUAGCUUUUUUUCCCCCUUUCCCUUUUUUUCCCUUCAUUCCUGGCCUUUUAAAGUUACAUUUCAUCCUGACCUGAUAUGCAGUAGCAAUUUAUAUCCACGUAUCCAUUUACCAGCACCGAUCUCAGUUUGAAUCAAAGAAAAAUGAAAAGAAUGUCUCCCAACUCGGCUCCCUUAAAAAACCAAAAGUUAAAUCAUCUGUUCCGACCGUAUUUGACAGCACAUGCGCACGUUUCUGGAGGUCACUUCAUCAAGCUGCAAAACAUGAUAUAUGAUUUUCUUCUUUCUCCACACUCAUUGCCAAAUAUAUCUGGCAAAAAGAAAAAAAGUAUAUGUAAGGGUACCGCAGCUAAUCAGCGGAGCCUCCUUAGGACGAAAACAGUGUUUUUCGGACACAUACAUACACACACACACACACACACACACACACACACACACACACACACACACACACACACACACACACACACACACAGUGGCUGCUCCAGUAGGGUCAGUGGGAAUAAUGUGGCCCAAAGGCAGGAACUGUUGUCAGCCUCAUCUCCUGCUUCGGUGCUGUGGAAGUGGAGCAAAGCAUUUUUUUAACAUACUGUGCAGUAACUGUUACGUGCCAGGCGUGAGUUUAACUCUUUAGUCUUAUGCAAUUUUAGUUAACUUGUAAUUACAAUAAAUGUGGAUGUAAAGUCCUGUAAUAAUGACAUAGAUGUAGUCGGAUAGUUUUUUUUUUUUUUUUUUUUUUAUAGAUUGAGACAUCAGGUUCGGUCCAGAGUGAAGAGGUUGUACAUUUAUUUUUGGAUGAAGCUGAGGAUUCACAAAUGCAAGUACGGUACACACUUGCCAAUAAAAAGUCUUUAAAUUACCAGUUAAUAUUUUUUUUAAAAAGGUAACUGCAGUCUAUUUUAGCAAUACAAUACAAUUCUAAUGUGACUGGUUGUGCAUGUACUGCAUGAUUCUAAAGAAAGCCAACACGCAGAUCUUUCUCUCUGGGGUUUUACGGUUAGAUUAGAUUGUAAUCGACUUCCUUGUUUCUUUUCGUGGAAGCCUUCGGUCGCCAGAGGUGUAACGUACGUAGCGCCGGCACAGAGAGGAUGAGCACGUUUUCGUGGCGUAACAAACUCAAGAACAAUAUCAGCAGAUGUUGUCGAAGUAGGUUAAACGAAUAUUAGACGGCUACAGAAUCGGAGCCCGACUGGACAAAGAAAAACGUGCGCUUUUUUUUGUUUUAUUCGAUCAUUGUUCUCAUCCAGAAAAUGAAAAAAAUGUAUAUACCAGCUUAUGCCAAUUCAUAAUAUUUGCACUUUGAACUUUCUGUACAGUAUGAUUUGUGAAUCUGCUUAACUUGAUGUGGUGGGUAGAGAAAAAAAAAAAGAAGAAAAAACAACAUUAUUUUAGCCAUCCAAGUUUUUCAACUGGAAUUCUUAAAUCAUCCCAAAUGGAUAAUUUGCCUUUUUUGCACUUUUUACUUUACAAAAUUGAUAAUAUUGUUAUUGUGUGUCUUCUUUCAUUGCGUUUAGCCUAAACUGUGACAGCUUAAGUAUUGCCAAACUCUUCUUUUUCUUUUCUUUUUUAUGCUUUGUUUUUUGGACUGUGGUCAUAUCCCACUUUAAAGCCUCUUUCAGCAAUAUCAAGAUCUCAUGAUAAACGAAAGCUCCGCUGCAUGAUUUAUCCACCUGAACGAGUGGGGUAAUAUCAGGAUUAAACGACAAAUACAUUUCUUUGUUUGUACAUAAACGAAGAAGGAAAAAAAACCAGACGGCAGCAAAAAAUAAACUAUUUUUGUCCGAGAUAAUCCUUUUAACAUCCUCUUGAACUGUUAUGCAUUUAUUGUAACUGGAAUUCAAUUGACAAAUUAUGUCUUGCAAAAAAAAUGCCAAUAAAGUUCAAAAGCCUGCCAGGA